This is a messenger RNA of Lotus japonicus, 1404 nucleotides long. RefSeq lists its product as uncharacterized. The transcript has a single exon. Lineage: Eukaryota; Viridiplantae; Streptophyta; Magnoliopsida; Fabales; Fabaceae. The record is from RefSeq and is a predicted model, not a curated record. Bases 1 to 1404 code for a protein of 467 amino acids.
AUGAACAAGAGGAAACGCGUCGUCGCCGAAUCUGACGCCGAGGCUGCCGUUCUUCCGCCAAAGAAGGUCAAAAGAUCUUCUUCAAUUGAUCCUGCUCCAGGUGUCGCUGGGUCUGAUGAGGCUUCACCGGGCGUCGCCCCAUUGCCCACAACUGACGAUCUGGUUCCUGGAUCCAAUGAUGAUGCCGUUCCGCCUUCUCCUCCGAAGAGGUCCCAGAAAUCCAAAAAGGUUAACCCCGAUCCAGCGGGAAAAUCUGGGGUCGAGACUUCCUCGCCUCAGAAGUUGAAAAAGAAGAGAAAGAAAGGUAAGAAACCUCCAGAUGGCGAAGCACCUGCCCCACACCUGGCGGGCGAAGAGACUUCAAAGCCCUUGGGCGGUGCUGAGUCUUCACCUUGCCCAGAAGGAGUUUCCGUUGGCCAACAACUUCCUGAAGAUUCUCCCCAGGUAAUUCCUUCCUCCGGUCAAGUCGGGGCGGACCCAGCUGGAGUAUCCUCCGCCCGACCGGUGAGCCCUCAGGACGAAGGUGCAAGCCCCCAAGCGUCGCCAGUCUUUUGUCCCCCCAGUCCUGAAACCAACCGUGCUACUACUGGCGACCAAACAAGAUCUUCAUCAAGCCAACAGCCUUCCACCAUCGACUUCAUGUUGUCCAACGCCUUUCUCGGCAAUAUGAGAGCCGCUGAGAUUCCUGACCUUGACAUCGCAGCGCAGGAAGCCCUCACCCACCUCUUGCGGGCGGGGUGUCUCUUCGACCAACUAUCCCAAGACUCCGCUUCUUCCGCAGAAGUGGAGAAACUUCAACAAGAGGUUGAAGGUUACCGUGCGGCCACGCAAGAGGCUCAUAAUGAAUGGGACAAGUUGCAGACCCAGGUGGUAGCCCAAACGAGGAAACUGACCGACGUAGGCGUUGAUAUGAACUACCACGAGGAGGACCUGACUGCUUGCAAGGAAAGGACGGAUGAUUUGGAGUUGGAUUGGUAUGAACUUCAGCAAGAGGUGAAGGCAAAAACGGAGACCAUCAACGCCAGCAGGGCCGCUUGCAUCGUUCAAGGCAAGGAGAUCGCGUUCCUUCAGAGCGAGUUGGGUGCGGCGAACGAGGCCCUGGCUGAUGUGAGGUCACAACUUGAGGUAGAAAACCAAGCCCUCGCGGAUAUGGACUCCAAAAUCAAAACCUCUCAAGCCCGGUUGGUGGCUGAUGUUGCUGCUGAGGUCGUGGAAGAACGUGGCCGCGAUUUCUUUCUCGCCAAGGCCCAUGUUCAACAUCUCUACCCAGGAAUUAACCUUGAUGGAAUGGGGGCUUUCAAGAAGAUUACCUCACAUGGGCUCGUUGGCCUUGACGAUUCUCCAGGCUUCACCGCUGAGCGUUUCGCCGCUGCUGAAAUUGAGAGGGAGAAAUCGUCAAUGUAA